CGGGGCGCUGGGUCGCCGCGUUUGGGCUGAGCGCGGCGACGCUGCUGCCCCGAAAUCCUCCCCGAUCUUGAGGCGUAUGGAACCUCAAGGUCUUUGUGAUAAUGGAAACCAAAAAAUUGAUUGGUAAACCGCUUCAACCAGCAAGACCUGUUCGUCAUCUGACUUCUCCCCCUGGAGCAGUAUUCCCUUUCACCUUUCAGAAUGAAUAUUCAUGCAACACUCAAUGCUUACAAAGUGGAGUUAGCAGAUGUAAGACGAAUGGAAUGCAAGCCUUUUCUCAAGGUCAUAAUGAACAACAGCAACAUCAGUCUCCAGUUAAAAAAGAGAGAAUUAAAUACAGCAGAGAUUUCCUGUUGAAGCUCUCAAGCGUUUCCAUCUGCAGAAAAAAACCAGACUUUCUGCCUGAUCAUCCCAUUGUACUUCAAAAACCAGAAAACCACCAAAGUUUUAAGUAGCAUUUUAAGAACAAAUGAAUUUGAAGAUAAAGAAUUAUUCAUUUUCUAUUUUGGACACCUGCAAAUGAAGUGGAUCUAGUAACAAUAACUGUAAUGGACUGUGACAAUUCAGUUUAUUUUUAAUUUUGAUGGUUGGGUAUUUGGUUUCUCCUAAAAUGAGAAAUAUUUUAAACUAUAAAGAAUUUUCUAAUCAGUUUCAGCUUUGCAGGCAGUUUCCUGCAUAAAUUGGGAAGUAACACUGGAAAGUAAGAAUUUGGUUAGUAGGGAAGGCUGUAUUUAUAAUUUGCAUGCUACUUGCAAUUUUUUGUUUUUCAUCUCUUGUAAUAAUGGAAUGGAAAUGUAAGCUGUAAAGAUUCUCAAAUAUAAAGUAUUUGCUAUGAUGUAUAUAUGGUACAUAAUUUCUUGUUGUUUCUAAAGUUGGCUUUUGUUCUGUUUUCCACUGAUUUCAUACCAGCACUCUCAAAGGAUCUUUACAAUCUCUCCAGAGGCUUAAAAUGACCCAAGAUGUUCAAUGCAUAGUUCUCAAUGACAGAAAGGAGAAUAUUUUAACAGGCAUUUCUUUGGUCUCUAGGUUUUUGAUAAAAUUGUUCAAUAUUCAUGAUUACUAGCAGAGAUUGACAAUUUGGAAACAAGGAAACUCAAGGUGAAAACAGCUGCUACUUGUUGUCUCUAAUCAGACUCCAUGAACAGAAGAAGUUAGGCAAUUGCAAAUUAAUACUGAUUUUUUUUUCCAAAAGAGGAAAGAUUUAGGCAUUUGCAAGUAAUUGAGGUACAUUAAGUUUCAAUUCUUUAAUUUCGUAUGACAAGAACAUGUAUGGAUGAAGAAUUUGGGGGCUAAGCUUUUAGCUCCUAGAAAUUUUAUAUAAUAAAUCUCCUGCAUUUUGUCACUCUGGACAUUACUAUUGAAAAAAAGAGUUUCUUCCAGCAUAGUGUCAAAAAAAAUUGCUGAUAUAAAGGUAAGUGUAAACUCUCCCUAAUUCUAUUCUCAGAAAUCCCCAGGUCUACGGGCAAGGCAUUCAAGACCCUCAUUUGGCAGAAAGUUUUAUCAUAAACUGAAUUCUGAACUCCUAAAACCAGUACCUUUUUUUUCACUGGUCUUUGGGCUUUUUUUUACCUGGAUUCAAGCUUUAGUCCAUGGUAGGCUUCCCAUCUUGGUCUUUUAGUACACUACCUUUCAUUACUUCGCUCGCCAGGGGGGAAAAAUACACUAAAACCAUACAUUUCUGGGUUACUUAAAAAUAUUUAAACCUUUAGGGCCCAGAUUUAUUUUUGUCCUAUUUUCCCUUUAUAUUAUUACAGGUUCCAGUGUGUAUAUACAUAUAUAUAUAUAUACACACACACACAACAAUUUAUGUAUAAUUUGUAUAAGAGCUGAGGUAUUACCAUAAUUAAAUUGGUUUAUUAUUUGCUUGUUCUCAAAGGGUUUUUUUUUGGACUCUAAGUAAAAAAAUGGUAGUAGAACUUAUUCUAGUUUGGAAUCUAAAGAGCUUUUCCGCUCAGCACUGUUAUUGAGGGCAGAAACCUUUUUAAAGUCAUACCACCAUGGUACUUUGCAAACUGCCUCACACUUAAAAGACUUAGGUACUUUCUUAAUCUAAUACUGAAAUGUGUUUUGAUUGGCUAUAAUUUGUAUUUUUUGAAACCAUUCAUAACCAACCUUUUCAAGAAGUUUUAUGUCAAAAGUCACUGUAUAUAAUCAGAGUGAGACUGCAAAGUCUGUUUUAUUAUCUGUUUGCCUUUGUACAUAUGUAUAGCUUGUCUGAGUAAUCAUUGUACAUCUUCAUUAAUAUUCUCUGCUUUGUAUAUAAAUUAAAAGAGUUGAGCCA
Molecule: messenger RNA, 2281 nt
Organism: Neogale vison (American mink)
Lineage: Eukaryota; Metazoa; Chordata; Mammalia; Carnivora; Mustelidae
Gene: C4H8orf88
Product: chromosome 4 C8orf88 homolog
Exons: 6
Coding region: 102-455 (117 amino acids)
Biological process (GO): negative regulation of translational initiation
Cellular component (GO): cytoplasm
Molecular function (GO): eukaryotic initiation factor 4E binding
Source: RefSeq, a predicted model, not a curated record